GUUUUUUUUUAACCUUGUGGUAUAAAAAUUCCUAUAUUAAUCUUACUUUCUGAAAAAAAAAAUAUACGGCAAAUUUUGAAGCUUAGUGUAAUGAGAAAGGCUCUUUUCUGCAUGGUCAUAUUUGAAAAUAGAAGCUUCAGAUAUUAAAAUUAGUAUGUGGGGUCUAUUGAGUCUCGAGAUUGUUAUGAACCUCAUGUGCUUCGCAUCUUUCAAGAAUGAAAGCUUACACUCCACAUGCAAUCCUGGCAUUUACGAUCUUCAAGUUUCGCCAAACAAAACCUUCUCUAUGUCUGACAUUUGCAUGACAACUGGAUGCCCCCAAACAGAUGCUGACAUCUUAGUGGAUUUGCGUCGGCUAGAUAAUUUCCUUAAAAAUGCUUCGGACUGCACUCUGUGUCUAACACCCGAAUGUUUUCAAACAGCUGCCCAGAUCUCAUCCAAUUUAGAUGAAUCUGUGGAUCCUUGCGAUGAUUUCUACCAAUUCGCAUGCGGGGGGUGGGAGGAAAGACAUACCGUUCCGACGGGCAAAGAUGACGUUUCCGUCUUUUCAGAAAUUGAGGAUGAUGUACCACACCAGCUCAAAGAUCUCUUAGAGCGGAAUUUGCCAGCCAACGCAAAGCGUUAUAUUCGAAUGACAAAAGAAAUGUAUGACUCCUGCAUGGAUCUCCAAAGCAUCGAACAGGUGGAUAGCGAACCACUGAAGAAGGUUUUGAAGGAAUUUGGAGGUUGGCCGACUGUGGAAGAAAACGUCGACCAGACAGAUCGCGAACCACUAACGGACGGUUUGAAGGAUCUUAGGCUAGCUGUAGAAGAAAGCAGCGAGCGGGCAGAUCGCGAAUUACGCAGGGGGGGUUUGAAAGAUUUUAAAGAUAAGCUGGCUGAGAUUGGAAGCACCGAUCAACCGGAUCGCGAAUUACGCAGGGGGGGUUUGAAAGAUUUUAAAGAUAAGCUGGCUGAGAUUGGAAGCACCGAUCAACCGGAUCGCGAACCACCAAGGAAGGGUUGGAAAGAUUUUAAAGGUUUGCUGCCUACACGAAAAAAGAGCUGGGAUCCGACUUCUUUUGAUUGGAUGGAUACUCUCAUCAAAAUGCGCAAGAAGGGCUUCAAUCAUAAUAUCUUUAUGAGUUUGUCUGUGACCAAAGACGGUGAAUCUCAUUACCUAGAGUUGGAUCAACCGUCAUUAGGAAUAGCUCGUGAACAUCUGAUAAGUGGAUUAUUAGAUGACGUGAAAUAUGCUUACUUCCAACUGAUGCUAAAAGCUGCUUAUAUAUUGAUAUACGAUGAUGAGAAAUUAGAAAAUUAUAUUCUCGGACAAUCUUCUCUUUUGAGUAAAGAACUAAGAGAAGUUCUCGAUUUUGAAACAUACCUUGCUAAAAUUUCAACAGGCAGACAAAAGGGACAACAACCCCCAAAGUUACGUUUUACCGUAAAGGAGCUUCAGAAGGAAGUACCAGAGGUUAAGUUAUUGUUUUAUAAAACCUUUUAUUCAUAAUUUACUAACUUUAAAACUAACCGUAAAUUAAAAAAAAUAAGUCUCAUUCGUAUAAGUUAUAAAGUAUAUUAUAAAGUUAUACACAACAUAAUAUAUGGCACAUUAAAAAAGGGUUUUCAGUUCGCGAAUAUAAAUGUGUACUUAAAACCAAUAAAACUUCAUCAGAUAAUCGCAUUUAAUCCCUUGUUAUAUAUAAUGCAACAAGUAAUUAGUUUUCGAAGCGUAGACAUCAAAUGAAUACAAAAAUCCACGAGUCAUACGAUGAAAUAAUAUGAAUAUAAUUCGUUUGAUUAUGUUGCUGCAGCAAAUAUAUUCUUUUGCUUCCAAGUUUUAUAACAUAAUUGAAUGCGGCGUAGGAAAUGUAGUAAAGUUUUUCAUGAUAAAUACUUCCUAAGAUGAUCAUUUCUUAGUGUUGCUAACAUUUUUGAAAAUUCAAUUACAUUACGGUUUUUAAUACACAGUCUUAAAAAAACAACUAAAGCAUAGUGCAUCGAAAUUCUUUGCAGGGACUAUCUUCACAGCACAGGUGUAUGGGUGAAACUAGCGAUGUACUAAUAGUCGACUGGUAAUGAUUUCCCAUACUAACUAACCCUUAAAAUAUGUUUUCAAGACCCUUAAAAUAUGUUCGCUUUAUUAGAGUUUACAAAGAAAGACUGAAAAGAGCCGCUCACCCGGGAAAUAUUUAGUGACACUGACUAGCGUACCUGGGACUGGCUUCAAAUCUUGGUAAAGGCAUGGAUACUCAUAAAUGUAUGGUAGCAUUUCGGCUGCCCUGCUCCGAGUAAACUUAAUCUCACUACAGGUCGACUCUACCUUUGGGGACGUCGUGGAGGUUCAACCUCCACUAUUGCCCUCCAGUAGAGCCGCGCACCACCUGGAUAUGACACCAGGCAGCACCGGUCGUCUAAUGCUCCUGCCAGUCGCUCGGGCGAGCCCGUCGCAGCGGGACAUUACCCAGCGACCCCGGGGGAUAACCCCCGGGUUACUAGCACCACGCCGCGCUAGGACAUGCCAGACUCCGAGACCGGCCAAUGAGUGACCUUUCCCAGAGCCUUCAGAACCACCAAGUUCAUAAAUUUUAUACCCCCGUGGCCGAGACUGCCUAGGUACAGAUCCUAGCCAG
Stegodyphus dumicola is the source of this 2615-nucleotide messenger RNA. Its product is annotated as neprilysin-2-like. Gene Ontology annotation, molecular function: metalloendopeptidase activity. Gene Ontology annotation, cellular component: plasma membrane. The record is from RefSeq and is a predicted model, not a curated record. Gene Ontology annotation, biological process: protein processing. Lineage: Eukaryota; Metazoa; Arthropoda; Arachnida; Araneae; Eresidae.